Wasmannia auropunctata (little fire ant) is the source of this 4210-nucleotide messenger RNA. It is a transcript of the gene Oatp58Dc, whose product is annotated as solute carrier organic anion transporter family member 2A1-like. The transcript is spliced from 9 exons. The record is from RefSeq and is a predicted model, not a curated record. NCBI's taxonomy places the organism in Eukaryota, Metazoa, Arthropoda, Insecta, Hymenoptera, Formicidae. Bases 1455 to 3623 code for a protein of 722 amino acids. Gene Ontology annotation, molecular function: protein binding. Gene Ontology annotation, cellular component: membrane. Gene Ontology annotation, biological process: transmembrane transport; sodium-independent organic anion transport.
GGGAAACACGAAGCUUAAACCUAUCAACAAUUAUUGAUGAUAAUUCGAAAAAUACUCGCUCGAGACUCAAUCGUGAAUCCAACAACGCGGUCCUAACACUCGGGGCGCUUGGAGACCUGGCCCGCGCGUCGGCGAGUGUAAAAAUUAAACUUCGGCAAUUACCCGUCAGCUAUUAGCGACAUAGCUGUUUGAUGUAUGCCAUUAGCAAUGCGCGGGAAUAGACGGAAGAGUUUACCGAGUGCCUAUGUGUGCGCGCGUGUGUACAUCACGUCGGCUCUAUUAAAUCAUAAUGGGUCCACAAUGUGAGCCUCUGCUCCCGGAGGUUGACUAGAAACGAGCUUAGACAACACCGUACCGAAAGCCAAGACCUCGUGCACGUCGCGGAAUAGCUCCCGAUAGGGAUGCCCCGUUUUACCAACGCCGUGAGGUUUACCAGGUAGAACAAGUAGCUUUCGAAGGGUGAUACACAUAUACACACAUGUACACGUAUUUCGACAAUUUUCCCCUUGUCAUGCUAUCGAAAUCCAGACAUUGUAAAAUAACGUACAAUCAUCGACACAAUCAAUAUAAUAUACUGAAUAUUAUUAUAAUACACUUCUGAUCUUAUAUACGUACGUAUAAUGAAAUAAUAACACGUGUAUAGAAAGUGUUUUGUAAUUAGUGACAUCAUUAAAAAUUAGGUAACCGUUGAAGGUAACCAGUGACCCGGAAAUGCCUCGAGAAUGAACUUUUGAGCGAAGCUUGAGUUCAGUGUUGUGGCAAUUAAUUUAUUAAUAACUCACAGGUAAUGAUUAUAAGAGGUGCUCGGAAAUUAAGCCGCCAGGCCGCAGUAGCAGCAGCAGAUCGAGUCAACCGUAGCGGGAGGAGUGCGAGUCCCUACUUCUUUUUCGGACAUCAUUCUCACAGGUGUAGGGUUAUCGGAUAGACCAAGAUAGAUCGAGCCGACGACAUUCGUGGACGACGAGGACGGCUAGUUCUUCAGACGUGGGAGGAGGGAUCGAAAGAAUCCCCGCGACCGGUCUAGGGGGGAAAAGAAGAGAGAGAUAACCAUAAGGAAAAAGAGAGAGCUACAUGGUGGAGGGGAAUGGUGGAAUGAGCUGAUUGCGAGAGACAGAAUUUACCCGCUUGAUAACGACACGGUGGACACAGUAGAUUCCCUGGUGUAGGUGUUGCCCGGGCCGAGACCAGGUCGAAACAUGGAGAACACGUGACCGCGUAAUAAAGUGACGGGACACGAGGGACACAGUGCGAGAGGAAGAAAGAGUAGAUUCCGCGAGUGAAGCCGCGGGGGCGAGUCCGGACCGAACGAAAAAGCGAUGCCAAGAGCCGCGAGGACGAUCAAGUCACAUCGGUACCGUGCGACCCGCGAUUGAGGUCACUGAAUUCGCUCGAAGCCACUAGUGUUAGGCGCUUGUCAGUUGCCGGGCAGUCGCGACGAUUAGGCCGAGGCGAAGAUGAAGAACAACUCGAGCAACUCGAAUCACGAGAAGAACGGGCCGGAGAACCUGAAGCUGUUACAGGUGCCGACGACACCGCCCGCGACACCGUCGUCACCCACGACGCCGACGAGAGGCAUCGACGAUGUCUUCAAGGAGCUGCCGAUCACCGACGACACCUCGUGCGGCAUAUGGUGCCUCAAGGGCCCGAAUCUGCAGAAGUUCGCCAACAAGAAGGCAUACGUGUUUCUCUACGGUGUGCUCGGCUGCAUAUUUUCCGCAAGUUAUGCCUAUUUCAACGGCACCAUCACUACCAUCGAGAAGAGAUUUAAAAUACCCUCGAAAACGACGGGCCUCAUCACAGUGGGUAACGACAUCUCGCAGCUUUUCAUAUCCGUCGCCCUGUCAUAUUACGCGGGAAAGGGUCACAGGCCUCGAUGGAUCGCAUUCGGUAUUUACACCGUAGUACUUUUCUGUUGUCUUACGAUGCUGCCGCACUUUCUCUACGGACCCGGCGAGGACGCUUUGUCCCUGACCAAGGAGUACGGAGGGCAAUCGCAAAGUACGCUAAAUUCAAGCGUGAUUCCUGACAAACAUCGGAAAGUUCUCUGUUUGGGCAAAGAGAAUCGCGGGAUGGAUUGCGAGACCGAAGAUGGAAACCUCGCGCCGCAGGUGCUGCUCUUCAUAGCCCAACUGGUGUCCGGGGUGGGUGGUUCUCUUUAUUAUACCCUCGGCGUGUCAUACAUGGACGACAACAUACAAAAGUCGAAAACGCCGGCGCUGAUCAGUUUCUCGUACUUUCUGCGAAUGCUGGGACCCGCCAUUGGCUACGGACUGGCCUCGUUCUCCCUGAAGUUCUACAUCAGUCCGACUUUAACUCCCACUAUCACGAUGCAAGACCCGAGGUGGUUAGGCGCUUGGUGGCUAGGAUGGAUUAUUUUGGCAAUUCUCCUCUUCAUCUUCGCAAGCGUGAUCGCUCUCUUCCCGAAGACGCUGCCGAGAGCGGCGGCUCGCAAAGUCCUGGCCCUGGAACGCAACAAAUCGGCCGCCAGCAUCAAAGAGCAAGAGUCGGAGCUACCGGCGUCGAUCUCGGACAUGCUGAGAACGUUUAAGCGGCUGCUGACGAAUACGACGUUGAUGUGCAACAAUCUGGCGACGGUCUUCUACUUCAUGGGCUACAUGCCCUACUGGAUCUUCAUGCCGAAGUACAUUGAGACCCAGUACAAGCAAUCGGCGUCCGUCUCGUCGUUGAUCACCGGCACGGUCGGCUUGGUGUUCAGCGCCUUCGGGAUUCUACUGUCCGGCCUGAUCAUCUCCAAGUACAAGCCGAAGGCUAGAUACCUGGCGGCGUGGAACGUCAUGAUUGGCAUAAUAUCGAUAUUGGGAAUGAUCUCUUACGCCUUUCUCGGCUGCUCGGCGAACGACAACCAGAUCGCUAUUCAGCCGAACGGCGUACUGAAAACGCAUCUACCCUGCAACGAGCAUUGCCACUGCGACUACGUCACCUACAAUCCCGUGUGCUCCGAACACGGACAAACGUUUAUAUCCGCGUGUCACGCCGGCUGCCGCGGCAUGAAGCUUUACAGUAACGGCAGCGAAGUGUACACGGAUUGCAGCUGUGUCAAACCGAAAUUGGCUCGUUCCCUGGCGCAUCCGUUCGCCAACAUUACAUCCUUCCCAUUCUCUACCGAAGUCCCACUGGAGACGACCGAGCCCACCGUGGAAGCUUUGGGAACGGCUAUUCCGGGUUCGUGUCCGGUCGACUGUAUGCAGAAGUUCUACAUCUUUCUGGCGGUGGUGUGCCUUUUGAAGUUUAGCGGCGCAACCGGUAGAGCGUCGAAUUUCCUCGUUUCCGUGAGAUGCGUCGACGAGAAGGACAAGACCGUUGCCAUGGGCUUCGGAUUGAUGAUAAUGAGCCUCUUCGCCUUCAUACCGUCGCCCAUUUUGUUCGGAUUUAUAUUAGACAAGACCUGUCUCGUAUGGGGUAAAACUUGCUCAGGGACGGGAAAUUGUUGGCUAUAUAACGGCGAGGCAUUGAGGUAUUUGCUGAACUUCACCGCGGCCAGUUUCGUAACGAUCGGUACGCUGUUCGACGUGGGCGUUUGGUAUUUCGUCAAAGACGUGAAGAUCUUCGACGAGGAGAUCGAACUGGAAGACAUAGCCGAGGAACCCGGUGAGACGCUUUAAAAGAAUAAUUGAUGAUCAAGUUCAAUCAACCCUUUCGGCGUAUGCCGUUAUUAUACGCGCGCGCGAGAAGAGACUUCGAACGAAGAUCUUCGAGUAGGAGCGAACGACGAACGACGAAGCGAGCGAGAACCGACAAAUAAAGACUUUACAAGUACCUUAAGCACCUCUUUAGCUAUUUAAAGCUCGUAGUAACCUAUAGAUAGAACCGACUGUUGAUAGAUCACCCAUGAUGUUCGCGAGAGAAGAGCGAACCGCCGAUCUUUUUGUUAAUUUUAAUUUACUGCGAUUAAUGAUUUUUAACGGAUGAAUUCAUAAUUUGUUAUACGUGUACGGAUACUUGCUUUAUCUCGGACUCAUAUUUGGACGGAAAAUAACGGGUGCCAAAUUAAUAUAUAAGGUAUAUAUAUAUAUAUAUAUAUAUAUUCCGGACACAUUGCUUACACUGUCGAUAGUGAAAACAAUGAUUUAUGCUAGCGUGAAUUAUCUAUAAAGUUAAAUAAUUGUACAUAUAAUAAUUAUACUCUUUAAAUUAGUAAAAAAGGAACACGUAAUUUAUCUGUUCAUGAAAUACAAUGUAUCUGCUGUUA